Molecule: messenger RNA, 769 nt
Organism: Oppiella nova
Lineage: Eukaryota; Metazoa; Arthropoda; Arachnida; Sarcoptiformes; Oppiidae
Source: the annotation of a GenBank genome assembly
AUGAUGUUGGACUCCCAUAAUCCUACGUAUGGAUUGGGAAGUCAUAUCACGGGAAAGUGUGUGAUAGCACUGGAGGGAAGACUCGAUUUAUCACAGGUAAGGAUGCGAUUGAAAGGGUUAGCCCGAGUAAUGUGGCCUGAAGGCGAGGCAUACAGUCAAGUGAUAUCGAAAGGUGUCUAUGAAUUCCCGUUUAACUAUCAAUUGCCGCACGAUAGCUCAAAAUUUCCUUACAUGCCUAUUGCCGCUGAAAUUAAGUGCACAAAAAAGUGACUUUUUAUUUGAUAAUAAUGGUUCAAUUCGUAUGGAUGCCAAGAUUGAUAGACGCGCAUAUUAUCCAGGCGAGUUUGUGGUCUUUCACUGCAAUGUUAUCAACCAGUCGUCCACACGAGUCUUACCCCGAGUAACUCUCAGACAAACCCAGACUUAUUUAAUGAGAAAGAAAAAUAAAAACAAAAUAAGACAACAAACACAUUGUGAAAUCAAAUGCCAACGACUGGAGGGAUUGCCUACAGAAGCCGGAUCUACUUCCACUCAAAUAUUUCAAGUACCCAUUCCCAUUGAUAUUCCUAUAUCAGUGGACUGUCCUAUUCUAACGGUUUCAUAUGACUUGCAUCUAACUGUUGACAUCGGUAGUCGGUAACUAGAUGUGAACCUAGAUGGGUAAUACUAGUGGUGAUUUUUACAACAGUUAGUCAUAUUCGGUAUAUUGAGACUUAUAUUUUACUGUAUCUUUAGUUUUGAAAUAUUCUCAAGAACAUAAGUGUAACUA